AUGGCUGAAAAUGGGUUGGGGUCGGAUGCUGGAUCUCAAGAAUACCUUGCAGCUGACGUUAUUAAUUUAGAUAUUGAAGAGUUAGACAACACAGAAUAUGCUAUUCCAGCUGUGGAAGAAUUACCCUCGUUAGAAAGUAUAUUAACAGAGCCUGACUGUGCAUCGUUAUCUGGAACAGAGGAUGAGUUUGGUUUAACACUAGGUGAAAAAUUAGGAAGUAGUGAAACAACAAGUGUGGGAAGCCAUUUAUCAUUAAAUUCUUUAAACAAAUCGAACAAAACUUCACAACCAACAUCUUCUGGUGCUAUUUUGAGACAUGUGAUAUUAAAAGGGAUAUCAUCACAAAUUGUGUCAGCUAGUGAGAAAGUCAAUGCUGGUUUAGCAAGUGCAGUUGCUGCUGCAGGAAAUAUGUUAGUAGUUGGUACUAGUCAUGGUUUGGUAUUGGGCUUUGACUCUUCACAGACUUUAAGAUGGUGUGAUCAGGAAGCAAGACAUCAGGGAUCUGUGUCUGCACUAUGUUUUAAUUAUGAUGGAAGCAGGGUACUAGUUGGUUUUGCUAGAGGUCAUAUAUUAAUGAUAGAUAGUUCUAAUGGGAAAGUAUUAAGGACACUCACUGAUGUUCAUCCCCUUGACACAGCUGUGUUACAUGUUAAAUUCACAGAUUCACCAAAAGUAGCAUUAUGUAGUGACAGUGGUGGGUCCGUUUUCGAGUUAAACUUUACAAGAGUUAUGGGAGUAAGAGGCUGUGAUAGCAGGUGUUUAUUUAGUGGAUCUAGAGGUGAAGUGUGUACAUUGGAACCUCUAUUGUUAAAUCAUCUGCCAUCACAUCCCCUGAAAAAUUAUACUUUAGUAGCAAUGGCAACAUUAUCAAAGGUAAUAGUAGUUUGCAUAAGACCACGAAUGCGUGUUGUGUUGACUCAUCCUUUAUCUGGUGCUCCUAUAGCACCACCACAAUUAUCUUGGCAGCUUGUUGUUAUACAAGCAGCAGAUGCUUCUCGUGUAAUCGAUCCCGUUUUGGCUCUUGCAAGAGACGAUGUGGUUCACUUUUAUCAAGUAUGUACCGAAGCUAGUUCAAGAGUAAAAUUAUCUCCCUUAAGAAGGAUGACCCUUCCAUACACAAUAAGUAACUUGCGAUGGUUAAAUCCAAGGUCAUUGGCAGUAUUGGAUACUCAAGAAAGAUUACAUUUAUUAGAUGUAAGAGCACAGGAUAAUUUGGAAACUUUAGAUAUGAGUCGCGUUGGCAUUUCAUAUGCAUCUAGCCACUUCAAAGGUCUGUCUACUGGUGGAAAUGUUUCAAAGGCUAUGGCAUUGGCUGGUGAAAGAGCGUGUUAUAAUACUGUAGUAACAUCUGGUACACAACUUUUAUUAUUAGGUACUAAAAGUUUACAUGUAGUUUGUAUACGGACAUGGACGGAACGAUUGAGACAUCUGACAAUGCAGAAAAGAUUUCCCGAAGCGUUAGCAUUAGGACUUUCUUUUUAUCAUGACAAAGGAAAAGCAGUUGUUGGUCUCCGUGGCUCGAAACAACGUCGUAAGCAAAUAGCUCGUGAUAAAGUAUGUCAAGUUUUGAUUCAAUACAUGGAAGAAUUGAAUCAUUGCCCUGCAGAUGAAAAUGCAGAGUUUGAAAUAGUCACAACUUGUGUAGAUUAUUGUAUACAAUUAGAAAAUACAGAUUUAUUAUUUGGAAAAUUAUGGGAUUUAGUUUCGGAAUCUGAGGGACUAAAGGCUAGUUAUUUACAUUCUCUCGAAAGUCCUUUAUUAGAUGGAAGUUUACGACCGCGAUUACCACCAUUAAUUGCUCAACAACUAGUUAUCCUUUAUGAUCAAGAGGACAAAGUAGAUUCACUUCAAGCAAUUAUAGUAUUAUUAGAUGUUGAUUGUUUGGAUAUCCAUCAGGUAACGACAAUUUGUCGCCAACGAGGUCUCUGGGAAGCUUUAAUACAUCUUCAAACGACGGCGUUAGGUGAUUUCACCGCUCCAAUUCAUCAAUUAGUGCCGAUUUUACAAAGUACAUUAACAAAUUCAAAGGAUUCGUUAACCCGAGAUAGUAUACAACUUGGCAAUGCACUUUUGGUGUAUACUAGUUGUUGUUUUGCCGGACGUGGUUUUCCUAGAGAUGAACUUCCUGAGGGCAUGUCUCAAAGAGCAAAAACAGAUGUACUAAGAGCGUUACUUUCGCAGCAUUCAAGUUUGGCUAAUGAUACAGAAAGGCAAUAUCCGUACUUAAGAACUUUGCUUCAGUUUGAUGCAAAAGGAUUUCUUGACGUGAUAGCUAUCGCUUUCCAAGAACCUGAAUUCACAUCUGAAAUGGGUCUCAGACAACGACAGAGACUCAUAGAUAUAUUAUUAAAUAUCGUUAUGCCUAGCACACCAUUAAGCCCAAGAAAUCCUGAUUACAUUACAGAUGAACAAAGAAAUCUAGUUCUUAUAUUUAUAGCUAAUGAAGUUGCAGAAAAUACUGUUAAUUUAGAACCUAGUAUGUUAAAUAAGAUAAUAGAAAUAUUGUGUACUGACUCAAGCAUGGGAUCAUCAAAAGAACUUAAGACUGAUAAAGAAAAUGCAAUACUGGGUUUGCUGCGUUCAAAAAAAUUACGGAAUAUAUCGGAUAGUGCAUUACUUAAUUUGGCAGAGAGAGCUAAUUUUAUGCGAGUUGCGGAGUUAUUAUACAGCGCGAGAGAAGAUUGGAUUGCAGUUUGCAAAUGUAUGAUAUUGCAUUCAUCUAGACAUCAUGACAUUUGGGUAUGGUUGAAACAUCUUUCCCCGAAUUAUUUGCAAACAGUUGUAAUGGCAAAUGCCGAAGCUCUAGUGGAAAUCAAUGCAAACCAAUUUGCUAUGCUUAUAGCAACACAUUUACAAAAUAAUGUUGCUGAGAUAUUGCAAAAACUAGAAAGUACUCCAAACCUACAAUAUGCUCUAUUAGAAGCUCUAUAUCAAAUAGUACAAUACAAAGAAGAAGAUAUCACGUUAGAGCUUACCACUGAAAUGUUAGAAAAAUAUUUAGAAUUAAUGUGUGAAUUACAGCCAGACCAUGUAAUUGAACAUAUUCAAGGAAUUCAUGGUUGUAGAUUGAAUGAAGCAUUACAGAUAGUUCAGAAAACACACCAUAAAGAUGCUGAAGCAGUAAUGUUAGAAAAAUUGGGAAAUUAUCAAGAUGCUUUUGAUAUUCUUAUAAAAGAAUUUCAAAAUAAUCUUGACUUGUACUGUCAAGACAAGGUUUCAGAAAAUGCACCAAUUCAUAGUGCAAUACAACUUGCGGGAAUAUGCAGACGGUCUGCUGGAAAUUUAGAUUGGAUGCCACUUAUAGAAACUAUUCUUAAAACACAUUCAAAUAUUAAUGAUGAAAAAGCUGAAAAAUUAAGUGGAAAACUAUUGAGGAUUGCAUUAGAAUUUCUUAGUGGUACAACAGCAUUAUCCACUGUAUUAGAACAAAUAUUAAAACAUCCAUUGGCAACAAGUGGAACGAUAGGCGAUAUAAGACAGUUACUAUCUGGAGUACUCACGCAUUCUCGAUAUGAACAAACUUUAAUUGAAACUGCGGCACGUUUAGUCAGUUUAGAGCUUCAUAUGGCACUGAAAAAAUCACUUAGAGGCGCAAGUAGAGCUUGUGCCAGCGUAUCAGUAACCUGCCCCGUAUGUAGACAUUUGUUGUCGCAAUGCACAGACUAUAUAAUUGUUUUCAAUUGUGGUCAUGGAUUUCAUUCAGAAUGUCUGGGAGAACCUAAAUCUUGUUAUAAAUGUUUAAAUUUAAAGGGAUGGGCACCUGUUGUAACUAAUAUCAUACAUACUACGAAGUCAUUCCAUGAAUAUAAACAAAUUCUACCACCGGAAUUUAUGCGCAAUAAAGAUUUUUCUUUAAGACUUGCACCACCUUCUUCUUUACCAGAUCUUGAGGGUAUUUUUUAA
Habropoda laboriosa is the source of this 3903-nucleotide messenger RNA. It is a transcript of the gene Vps8, whose product is annotated as vacuolar protein sorting-associated protein 8 homolog. The transcript has 15 exons. Gene Ontology annotation, molecular function: protein binding. Bases 1 to 3903 code for a protein of 1300 amino acids. Gene Ontology annotation, biological process: endosomal vesicle fusion; protein targeting to vacuole. Lineage: Eukaryota; Metazoa; Arthropoda; Insecta; Hymenoptera; Apidae. The record is from RefSeq and is a predicted model, not a curated record. Gene Ontology annotation, cellular component: late endosome; HOPS complex.